ACUUUUGCCACUGUGGAAUUUAGUUGGAGGAAUGUUAAUAUUAACUGACCCAGUUGAAGCAGUGAUCUCAUCAUUCCCUAAUGAAGCAGUGGAGGAGACAGCACACUAUGAAAAUAAACAGAACCAGGGAGAAAGACAGAAAAGAGGAGGAGUCUGUGUACCCACAGAGUCACUUACUGCCAGAUUUAUAGUCCGCUGGGGAAUCACUGCUUGGCUGUGUGUGUGUAUAUGUGUGAGUGUGUGUGUUGGGCUGGACAUACAAGAGGAAAAAGAGGAGAAACUGACAAGAGUGAGGAUUGUUCCUUAAGGGAUAUCCUGAACUUUCAACCAACAUGUCUCAACUAGGUGAAGGAGAAGAUGAACAACAGCAGCGUCCUGAAGUGAGAGAAGAGGACCUGGUGGAUGCAAAGAGCAAACUGGGUGCAAGUGAGAAACCGAAGAGCAAGACGUUACAAGUAAUGGAAGAGUGCGAGAAAAUGGGCAAAGCUGCCCCUUCUGUGUUCAGUGGAGCGAGGUCAGGAGAGACCGUCUUCAACAAGGGCUCGACUCGACAAUCAGGAGUAGCAGAUGUCUGCUUCAACCAUCAUUGGACAGCUGGUUUCAGACUGAGAUACACCAUUGGGCUUUAGGUCAGUUUUCAAUCCCGCUGUACUUCUGCCAACUUCAUUCCCACUGAGGGAGAGACCUUUAAAGCCUAGUUUUUGGUGGCUUCAUGUUCUUUUUUUUUAAAUAAAUAAUACAAGUCACAUUUUUGCAAUCUGCACUUUUGACACUCACUUUGUGUUGAAUAAUUUUACUCCUAUUCAAUAGCGAUGGUUUUCUAUUUAUCAGUAAUUGGCAUCUCUGAAUGACUGGUUAAUGAAACUGUGUGCUGUUUCUCACACCACUUUUAACUAAUUGUUUUUGGGGUGCAGAGUUUAAACGGCAGGCAUAGAAAAGCAAGAAUGCUUCACUCAGAAUGGAGAAACAGUGAUCUUUAGAGAUUUUUCUUCAGCAUGUCAAAAAUUCACCUUCAUUACACUCUGGUCUGCACAACUGUAUGCCUGAGCUGUGACAGUCUGUCAAAAUAUAAAAACUAGGACAAGAGUGUAACUCCUGUACUAUCAUCAAUAAAACCCUUGGAUGUAA
Molecule: messenger RNA, 1128 nt
Organism: Myripristis murdjan (pinecone soldierfish)
Lineage: Eukaryota; Metazoa; Chordata; Actinopteri; Holocentriformes; Holocentridae
Gene: mustn1a
Product: musculoskeletal, embryonic nuclear protein 1a
Biological process (GO): chondrocyte proliferation; chondrocyte differentiation; tissue regeneration
Cellular component (GO): nucleus
Source: RefSeq, a predicted model, not a curated record